This is a messenger RNA of Fonsecaea nubica, 951 nucleotides long. RefSeq lists its product as hypothetical. Bases 1 to 951 code for a protein of 316 amino acids. Lineage: Eukaryota; Fungi; Ascomycota; Eurotiomycetes; Chaetothyriales; Herpotrichiellaceae. Gene Ontology annotation, molecular function: oxidoreductase activity. The record is from RefSeq and is a predicted model, not a curated record. The transcript has a single exon.
AUGCCGAGUGUCACCAGGCUGCAGAUUACACCCCUUGCUGAAACCUUUGCCGCCGAAGUCGAAGGCAUUGACUUCUCCAAGCCAAUCGAUGAUGCCCUGUUCGAAGAACUUAGAGACACUGUCCACAAGUACGGCGUCGUCGUCCUUCGCAAGACUGCGUUAGACGACGACUCGGCCAUUGCCCUUGGCCGACGAUUCGGGGAACUAGACAGCGUCAGGGCUCAUCGGCUGGCGGGAAGGGCCAUGAGGAUCCCCAACGACGAGAUUUUCGACGUGGGUAACCUGGACGACAAGAACGAGGUCGUGACGGUCAAAGACCCCAACCGCACCGCGUCUGCCAACGGUAAUGCGCUAUGGCAUGCGGAUGGAGCCUUCAACCCUCGUCGCACCGGUGUUUCCAUCUUGCGCGGUGUCGAACUUCCCCCGAAAGGCACUGGGGGCCAUACCGAGUACUUGGACACCCGGACCGCGUAUGACGAUCUCCCAGAGGAGAAGAAAAAGGAGAUUGAGGGCCUCGUCGGCUGCAACUCGCUGUUCCACAACCGAAAGACGGCCAAUCCGGACUCGCCCCUUUUCCUCCAUAUCAACCCGAUGGACCACCCUCUGGCGAAGCACAAGAUUGCUCAGCUACACGAGCAGUCUGGUCGAAUGAAUCUCUACGUCACGUCUUACACCCAUCAUAUUGACGGGAUGGAUCUGGAGAAGGGCCAGAAAUUACUCAAAGAGCUAUUCGAGCAUGUCCAGCAAGACAAGUACAAGUUUGUGCAUCAUUGGCAGGAUAACAACGACGUUGCCAUCUGGGACAACUGUGCCGUGUUGCAUAGAGCAACCCACGGGGAGUACGAGGGGAAGUAUAGGCGGGAUAUGCGACGGGUUUCGGUCUUUGAUACCGGGUCCACGGCUUACGGGGAGAAUGAUGUUUCGACGUACUGGCAACAAGGUCUCCCAUAG